Nematostella vectensis (starlet sea anemone) is the source of this 2908-nucleotide messenger RNA. RefSeq lists its product as uncharacterized. The transcript has 7 exons. The record is from RefSeq and is a predicted model, not a curated record. Bases 112 to 1944 code for a protein of 610 amino acids. Gene Ontology annotation, molecular function: carbonate dehydratase activity; zinc ion binding. NCBI's taxonomy places the organism in Eukaryota, Metazoa, Cnidaria, Anthozoa, Actiniaria, Edwardsiidae.
UGAUUCAGUAUUGCGGACUCAUACGUCAGAGGAGAUGGUCGAAAGACGGGAAAGAUGAGAGAAAGAUAGGAAAUUUGAUUAUUGUUUUACCUUCGGCUGUCUGGUGGAACUAUGUCAUUGGUUUGCAGGUUCCUCUUUUUCUUCUGUUUGAUUGUGUUUAUCCUCGGCGCAUUGGAGCGGGUAGAAGCAGCGGAUCCGAUGGGAGAUUGGUCUUACGAUGAAGCAACUGGGCCAAGCACAUGGCCGAAUCAUUUCCCACAUUGUGGUGGCAAAAAGCAAUCUCCUAUCAAUAUAAACACCGAAGAGGCAAAAUACGAUGGCAGCUUAACAGAUUUGGAUAUAAGAUACCCCAAUACGACAGACGUUUUGCUUGUUAAUCAUCACGGGCACGCUAUUGAAGCAGACAUUCUAUCUAGUGAGCCUUUCGUCGCGACGGGAGCAGAUCUGAGCUCUCGUUAUCGCCUUGCGCAGUUUCAUUUUCAUGUUGGAAGCUCUGAUAUACAGGGCUCUGAGCAUCAUAUACACGGUAUUAAGUACCCUUUAGAGAUGCAUCUAGUUCAUUAUAACGAUAAGUAUCCAAAUGCUUCGUCCGCACAAGGACUCCUCGAUGGUUUGGCCGUGAUCUCUGUUUUGUUUGAGUCCUCUUCUACGGAUAAUCCAGCUUUGAAUGAAAUUAUUGACAACUUGCAAAAUGCGUCUUACAAAGAUGAAGAAAUCACCGUCCAAAAUGUUCCAGUGGGAAAAAUAAUACCGACCGAUACCGAGAAAUUCUACAGAUAUAAUGGGUCGUUGACAACACCACCAUGUUUCGAAACUGUUAAAUGGAUUGUUCUAAAGAAAACUGCUAGUAUCAGCGAAAAACAAUUGAGGCAAUUCCGAAGUGUUUUCUCGACAUCUAGACAAGCUACUAAGCCCAAUUCUUUAGUGGACAAUUUCAGACCAACCCAGAGUCUGAAUGGAAGGAUUAUUAGAAAGAAUUUUGAUGAACCACAUUUCCCUUGUGGCAAAACAAGCAACCUCACUGCUGACUGCCGUCAGUACAUUGAUGGAAAAGCUGUCUUCUAUGAAGUGCAAGUCAACCCUUGUACUCUUCCUGUGUCAGUUACACUUAAAAUCCAUGCACCAGGAUUUGAUUAUCAACAGACAGUAAGCCAAGACAUCAGAACUCCAUUCAAAAUUGGAGCACUUGAUAAAGGAAUGACCAUGGAAAUACAUUAUCAUGCGGAUGGCGAGAUGGCUGGAAAGAUGCAUGUCUCAGUGUUCCAGGUGAACUUGCCAUUUGAUACACACUCAGAUAACAUUGUCAAAGUCAUAGAUGAGUUCUUUCAUGUGGAAGGGCUCUGCAAGCCAGCCAACUGCACCAUUGAUUCCUGGGAUAAACACUGGUGCACAGCUACCAUUGGGUAUGGCAACGACACACUCCACCUUGGCUUCUCCUCUAUACUCUUUGAUCAGUGCAGCACCUCACCCAGCAUGCGUGUCAAGAUCUAUCGGCAGGAGGAGAAGUGGGUUUGGGCUGCCGAGAAGACCUUCAAGAACAACGACAUUGAGACAGUUGGUCUGACAGGGACUAUCCUCAAAGAUAUGGGGGUGAAAAGGAGUGCCCCUAACACUCAGUGGUCGCCUGUCACUCUGGAGUCCUUUAUUACACAUUUUGAAGGCACAACUUACGAGUUCAAGCUUUACCUGGUGACUAAAGACAAUGGUGGGCAGUACAUUAUGAUAAAAGACCGUUACACUUAUCCCCGAAACAUCUGCACAUCAAUGGGCGGUUCGGACUCUGGCCGUAAGAUUGCCAUAGGGGUAUCUGUUGUUCUGGUGGUUGUUAUUAUGAUAUCUGUAGCCAUCUUCAUCAUGUACCGAAAGCGAAAAAUGUUCCUGGGCCACCGUCCAGCCCUUGUGGAAGAGAUGGAUGUUUACGAACACGAUGCAGGGACAUUGUAACAUGUAGCAACCUAUUAAUAUAAUGUAAGUUAUAAUUUUUAUGCCAUUUAGAAUGGCAGAUUUGGACUCGAUUUGGAUUGACCUAAAUUCUUGAAUGGUUAAUAUGGAUUUAUCUGACUCAGGUUCCUGGGAUGGCUGAUUUGAAUUCAUGGAAUAAUGACUAAUCUGGAUUUUUGGCAUGGCUGAUCUGGAUUUCUGAAGCGGUUGCUAUUUUCCAUCUAUUUUCCUGUAAUAGCUUAUUUGGGUUCCUGAAAUUGGCUGAAUUAGAUUAUUGCAGUUAAAAUUCAUUUCUAAAACCGUUCAGUAUUCCUGAAAGGUCCCAUCCAAAAUCCUAAUUAUAUUCUAACUACUAGAAUCUCAAUUUUUUUUGUUAUCCAAAUGUCUGGUUAAUUACUCUAGUUAAUUAGUUGAUAGUUAAUUAGCUGAUUAGUUGAUAGUUAAUUAGCUGAUAAUCAAAAUUCUUAAUAUAACAUGUCUAAAGAUGUAUUUAUUUAGUUAUUGUGGCUAAUAUUUAUAGAAAAGUAGACGGUCUCCAAUACCCUUUGGCAAUACUAUAUUCCCCAAGGGGGGUAAACUGAAAACAUGACAAAGGAUCUGACAGAGCCCAAAGUUUCAAAACUAAAAAAUACCAAAGAUAUUUGAACUUUAACCCUGAAACUUGACUAUACACGAAGUAAACUAUAGUUUUAAUUAGUUUGGUCAAGAGACCAUUAUCAUGUUCUCUUGGUUUAGUAUAUGCAAUGUGACAGUGUUUUUCAUUAACCUGGGAAAGAAAGAGUAAUAGUCAAAGUGUAAUAGUCAGGAUAUCACAAAAGAGGACAUUUGAAUUAGCGCAAUAAGUGAAAUACGAGUGUUAAUAAAGAUCAAUCUACACUUGAUGUUUAGUGUGAUAUCGGGUAUAGCAUAUACUUUGGUAUCUUGCUACCCAAGGUUGUCAAAGUUGUAAUAAAAUGUGCAAGAGUAA